AUGUACAUGCUCAUCUGGUUCUCAGACCUGGUUCUCAGCAAUUUGUCUGUUUUGUGCCUAGAGUGUGGCCUCAGAGCACCCUGCCAGCCUCCUCCAAGGCGAGGUGAAAGGAUCAUAGGGGGGACAGAUGCCGAGGCUGGUGACUUCCCCUGGCAAGUGAGCAUCCAGACCAAGGGGAUACAUUUCUGUGGAGGCACCAUCAUCAGCAGCUGGUGGAUCUUAACCUCAGCACAUUGCUUUGGGAAAGAGCUGCCUCCAGAUCUCACUGUUGUGUUGGGGGGAAUAGACCUCAGCCAAAAGCUGGAAAGAAAAAAGCUGAAUACCUUGAUUCUCCACGACAAAUUUGACACCGAGAGCUUGGAAAAUGAUAUUGCUUUGAUCCUGCUUGAAUCUCCCAUCGAACCCAAUGACCAGAAAAUGCCCGUCUGCUUGCCCUUCAUAAGUGAUCCCCACGUAUGGAAAGAUUGUUGGGUUGCUGGAUGGGGAACCACAACUGCAGGGAUUGCAGUGUCAGCAUCCCGGGUGCUGCAGAAGGUGGAGGUGAAGCUGAUCAGCAAGGAGCAGUGCUCGAAGUGGGUGCCACAACUCGCGGACGGUAUGCUGUGUGCUGGCCUGGAGGAAGGAGGGAAAGACGCCUGCCAG
This is a messenger RNA of Tinamus guttatus (white-throated tinamou), 642 nucleotides long. Lineage: Eukaryota; Metazoa; Chordata; Aves; Tinamiformes; Tinamidae. The record is from RefSeq and is a predicted model, not a curated record.